This is a messenger RNA of Gossypium raimondii (Peruvian cotton), 489 nucleotides long. RefSeq names its product ATP synthase subunit alpha, chloroplastic-like. Gene Ontology annotation, biological process: proton motive force-driven ATP synthesis. The record is from RefSeq and is a predicted model, not a curated record. The transcript has 2 exons. Gene Ontology annotation, molecular function: proton-transporting ATP synthase activity, rotational mechanism; ATP binding; ADP binding. NCBI's taxonomy places the organism in Eukaryota, Viridiplantae, Streptophyta, Magnoliopsida, Malvales, Malvaceae. The coding region runs from base 1 to 489 and encodes 162 amino acids.
AUGGGAUACAUUAGCUGUCCGCUCUCAGGUUGGGCAGCAAGGGUCGGAGAAGGGCAAUCACUCAUUCUUAAGACCAAAGAGUCGGAGGGGGGAAAGCUCUCCACCGUUCCUGAGUUGCUCUUUGGAGAGCACAGUACGAUGAAAGUUGUAAGUUGUGUUCGGGGGGAGUUAUUGUCUAUCAUUGGCCUCUAUGGUAGAACCAGUCAGGGGCCUGAGAGGCGGUGCUUUACCCUGUGGCAGAUGUCAGCGGUUCGAGUCCGCUUAUCUCCAACUCGUGAACUUAGUCGAAGAUCGGCAGCUCAAAUUAAAGCUAUGAAACAAGUCAUUGGUAAAUCAAAAUUGGAAUUGGCCCAAUUCACCGAAUUGGAAGCCUUUGCACGAUUUGCUUCUGAUCUCAAUAAAGCUACUCAGAAUCAAUUGGCACGAGGUCAAAGAUUACGUGAGUUGCUUAAACAAUCCCAACACUCCUCUUACGGUGGCGAACGAUAA